AUGGGUGGAGACUUAGAUCGAGAACGCAAAACAGAGAAAAUUAAAAGGAAGGAGGACAGAAGUGUGCUUUAUUUAUAUGUUGGCUUACCUCCUGAUAUACAGAUUCAGUAUGAAGAAACCAUUGAAUUAGUGGAUCUCAGAAGCAAAGCCAUUGGUGUAGUGUACAAACCACAGAUCUCCGAAGUAGAAGAUGGAAAUGUGAGUGUUGAGGAAUCGAGAUCUAAGCUAAAAUGGAGCUUUCUGCAACAGCAUAGCAGAACCAGAGAGAUAAGGAAAGGUAGGAAAGAUGGAGUAGUCACCAGAGGUUGGUGA
Lactuca virosa is the source of this 312-nucleotide messenger RNA. The record is from the annotation of a GenBank genome assembly. NCBI's taxonomy places the organism in Eukaryota, Viridiplantae, Streptophyta, Magnoliopsida, Asterales, Asteraceae.